This is a messenger RNA of Clonostachys rhizophaga, 414 nucleotides long. Lineage: Eukaryota; Fungi; Ascomycota; Sordariomycetes; Hypocreales; Bionectriaceae. The record is from the annotation of a GenBank genome assembly.
AUGCCUGGGAAGCCUGGAAAGGGAAAUAUCUUUAGCCGAAACAAGGAUGACGCAGUUGAGGCGCAAACCCAACUCUGGCGAGCCAUGUGCGACAAGCCUCAGUCCAUCCGCAAGUACUUGGCCGAGGAUGCUGUGGUGACUGAUCCCAGCAACGAAAUCUACUCGCCCGACAGUGAGCCAUCACUUGAUGACUAUGUCGAGCAUUUUGAGCCUUGGACAGCAUACCGCAUACACGACGAUCCAGCAUUUGUGGAGAUUGACAUGAUGAGCUCUGCGCUCACCUACCGCGUCACGGCCUGGCGUCAAGAUAAAAAAGGCAAGAUGAUCCCUACUGAGGCGCUGUGUUCCACUGUGUGGCGCCAGGACGCCGGGGGAGAUUGGAGGUGCUGCGUUCAUCACAUGACGAAGAUCUGA